Molecule: messenger RNA, 2272 nt
Organism: Aegilops tauschii subsp. strangulata
Lineage: Eukaryota; Viridiplantae; Streptophyta; Magnoliopsida; Poales; Poaceae
Source: RefSeq, a predicted model, not a curated record
UUUCUCCCCCUACUAGUCUUGUUUUUUGCUAUAGAUCAUUAACAAUCAAUGGGAAUUCUCCCUUCCUCCCGUCGUCAGCUACUCCGGCCACGGCGGCCACUCCUCCUGCCGUUGGUCCUUCCGACCCCGGCAGCCACCUUCCCCCUCAGAUCUGGAGCGUGGUCUCGCUUCGUUCGACAUGGGUUCCAACCCCCGCUUGGUGACAUCCUCCUUCCGCCGAGACGGCGAGCGGCCGAUGGUUUCGGGCCUGGGACUGUCGUCGUGUUCGGAGGCGUCCGAGGCACAGGGGCCGGCGUUGCUGCCUGCCCCCCCCCCCCUGCGGCGGCCCCCGCGGAGGCUUGGAGGGCUCCUCCCCCUUCCAAGAAGGAACUGUGGCGUCAGCGCCGGCGCCAGGAAGAGCAAGCGGGGUCUGCGGCCGCCAGGGAGCGCCACGAGAUCUCGCCGGAGAUGGUCGACCUCUGCUUCCGCUGUUUCGAGGAGGGACAUCUCAGGAAGGACUGCACCAACGACACAUCGUGUGCUUCCGUUGCAUCCUUCCUGGCCAUGUCUCCAAGGAUUGCAAGCGACCCAGGAGUCCGUCCCCGGAGGAGGAGCUCAGGCGCCUCACCGCGUCCAAGGUGGCACGUCGUGAGCCAGGGGGCGCAGGCGGUGCGCGCGGCCGCGGCAACGGCUCCCCCUGCUUCCGCCGCCGCCGCUGCCUCCUACGGUGCAUGCCGCCCCGGCGGCGUGGCCUAGGAGUAUGGCGUCCCGUCUGCAAAGCCCGCCGGCGGAGGAGCUCGCGCCUAACGACCUGUGCACCACGAGGCGCACCAUGGGGCUGGGAGAUCUCGAGCGGAGACUCCAGUUGGCCAUGGUGGCCUACGUUGGUGGCGCAAACAGAGGCAUCUCGCCGGAGUUCGUGUUGGAGGCUUUGAGCGCUCAGCUCGACAUCGGUCCAGAGUGGCUGUCGGUUUACCCUUUCCGUCCAGAGGACUUCCUUGUGGUGUUCGGCAGGCCGGAGCACAGGAAUCUCAUGGCGAGCAAGCCUUCGAUCGACCACUUGGGGCGGCGCAUCUUCUUCAGGCCAUGGAAUCGCCAGGCGCACGCGGUGCAUUCGAGAUUCAGCUACAAAGUUCCCUCGUGCUUGAAGGCAUCCCGCCGCACGCUUGGGACAGAGAGGUGGUGGAAGACCUGCUUGGCUGUUCUUGCAUGGUGGACAUGGUGGCGCCGGAGUCAAGCUCGCUUCGUGAUCUCUCUACUUUCAAGCUCACGACGUGGACGGCAGACCCCGAGGCCAUCCCGACGCUGCGGUGGCUGGCUAUCCCUGAGCCUGGAUUGUUCGUCCCGAUGGUGGAGCCGGCGCUGCUGCAAUACACAAGAUUCUCAUCCAUUUGGAAUCAGUGCCGAUUUCGGCGAGAGGGAGGAGCCGUGGUUCUUGACGGGGGUGGCGUCCUACGAUAGUGGGCAGAGUGGCAUUACGGACUCGGGCAGUGGGUUCAGCGCAGGCAAUGGCGCCGGCAUCGUGCCCCAGCAGCGUGCCUGGCAGUUCGGGGUGCGCGACUCCCGUGCUGGCAGUUCGGGCGCGGCCAUGGUGGAAGUACAGCCUCGCCGCCGGCGGCCGCUGUGGUGCCUGGCGCUUGCCGCCGAUGGCGCCGAAGGAGAUGAUCUCGGCGGUGGGGCCCCACUGGCGGUGAAGGACAGGUUGUCGGUCAGGAUUUCUGCUUUUGACCGCUUAUCCGAUAAGGUGGGGACCGCAAUGCCUUCUGGAAUUCAAAAUCAUAACGACUCGAUGGAGAGAGGUGCAGUCCAGCUUGCAGUCCAGGACAACGUGGCAGUUCAGGAGGGGGCGACACGCACUGCGAGCGGAUCUUCUAUUCCGGAGCCCGCGGUUCCGCCAAUUGCAUCUAGGGAGUUGGCGCCUACCGCCCCACCAACGGCUCCUGUGGGCACGGUCGUGUGCUCGGUCGGCGAGCCGCAUGCGGCCAAUCCCGCAGCGCCGCGCCAACUGGAUGCGGAUGAGGACAGGAGGAAUCCCGAGGGAGACACGGAUAUGACCAACCUGCCGGCCCCGAUGCUGAGAUCCUAGCGGGCCCAGUGGGAUUGGGUGAAGCCUCGUCUGGGCCCACGCCUGUCCCUGCGGUGAUGGUGGUGGGAGCCACUGAAGGCAUCCUGAGGCAUGCAGAUUCGAUCACGGACGUGGGCACGCGGGAUGCGUCGGGCCCUCCACUCACGCUGCAUGUGGGGCUCGUUGAUGGGACCUGUGAUGGGAAUCAUGGCCAUGCACGUACGGUGG